Messenger RNA from Tarenaya hassleriana, 1517 nucleotides. RefSeq names its product transcription factor PIF1-like. Gene Ontology annotation, cellular component: nucleus. The transcript has 8 exons. The record is from RefSeq and is a predicted model, not a curated record. Gene Ontology annotation, molecular function: protein dimerization activity. NCBI's taxonomy places the organism in Eukaryota, Viridiplantae, Streptophyta, Magnoliopsida, Brassicales, Cleomaceae. Bases 200 to 1288 code for a protein of 362 amino acids.
AGAGAGAGAGAGAGAGAGAGAGAGCUUAUCCUCUGCAUACAAACUACAAACCGUUUUUAUAUAAAAAACAAAAUAAUUCCAGAAUUUUAGUGCAGAUCGGGAAUGCCGCCGUUCUUCACCGCGAAGAAUCCUUUGGAUUUUUAUAUCAGAUUCCGCCAUUUCAUCUGCCUGCCAACCCAGGUAUCGAUCUUCCGACGAUAUGCCUCAAGAUGACCUUAUGGAGCUGCUUCGGCACUACGUCCCAGAAUCUCCCCGUAUCUCCGACGAUAAUCCAUCCCCUCCUCCGCCGGAGCUCGCCGGAGCAGCAGCAGAUCCUCCUCCUCCCGAUCAGAAUCUCUUCAUACACGAGGACGAGAUGGCGUCUUUGCUGCAUUAUCCUCUCCACACUCCGCCGCUGCAGGCGACACCGACCAGUCAGGUUCCCGUGCCGACGCCACCGGUUCCACCGGAGAGCGGGACGGCGAACCUGCCGAGGACUGUACGGAACUUCGCGGACUCCUCCACAUUCAGAUGGAACAGUACCACCGGCGGCGGAGGCGGCGUUGAUUCUGGACAAUCGUCGCUGGUGAUGAGAGCAUCUUCUCCGCUGGCGGCCGGAUACCAUGUGAAGCGGUGGCCGGGAUGCGACGCUGCGGCGGCGUUGUACGAGAUCUCCGGGACAUCGUCUUCGAAGGGCGAGGCGGAGAAGUCUUUCUCAGGGACGGAGAUUGCCGGAGAUCGGAAGCGGAGGGGGAGAGAAGCCAUUGACGGAAGCGAGUGCCGGAGCGAGGAAACGAAACAAGCUUCUGGAUCAACUUCCAAGAGAAGGUGUCGAUCCGCAGAAGUUCAUAAUCUUGCUGAAAGGAAACGGAGGGGUAACAUCAACGACAAGCUGAGGGCUCUGAAGGAAGUUAUGCCGCACUGCAACAAGUCGGAUAAAGCUUCGGUAUUGGAUGAAGCUGUCGAGUACACGAAAUAUCUUCAGCUGCAACUGCAGAUGAUGUCAAUGGGAUAUCAUGGUAUGCAGCACAUGGCAAUGGGCAUGAAUCCGUCCAUGCCAGCCAUGUCUCAUAACCAUAUGGGUGGCCCACCAUUCCCAACCUCACCCUUCCCUGUCCCGUCCAGAGUUCAUAUACCGAGCCAGCAGGCAGACCCGGCGGUGCAAUCACUCCAGCCGCCGUGGCAGCAGCCCUUCCCGAGUUUCUUUGAACCAUAUCAGCAGCAGUUUCCUGGUCUCGACCCUAUGCAAGCGUCCAUGUUGCAGAGUCAAGAAACAGAGCAAGCCAGUUCCAGUGGUAGUAGCAAGUAACCCGAGGAGGAUCAAGAGAACCCGCUGUCAGAUUUGCAGGGCAUUUCAGGUUGACGUUUGGAACAGAGUCAACGCAAGAUGAGAGAGACAGAGAAGGGGAGAGAGAGAGAGAGAGAGAGCUAGCAGCAGCUUUCUUUUUCCUUGUUUUUAACUUUUGCCAUGUUCUUGUUGUUGGAGCUCCCGCUUCACGGGAUGUUAUAUCAGAUUUUAGAUUUUCGUUUACACGACA